AUGGGUACAAGAGGCCUUCUGGGCUGCCUCCUCCUGACUGCUUUGCUCAGUUUAUCAAAUGCUGGUCUCGUCAAGAAAAUCCUACGGCAUCGACGACAGACUCUGGCUUCCCCUGAAGAACAUAACGUCACCCUCCCCAGUGCGGGCAGUCCUGUGGUUUUCAACCACGUCUAUAACAUCAAUGUCCCUGCUAGUUACCUGUGCUCAGUGAACCUGGACUCACCAGAGAGCAUGCAGCUCCAUCCCAAAGAUGCAGCACUCUCUUCAGGCCAUCCCGCCACCGAGCAUACCGUCGAUGAGGAUAACCAGAUUGUCUUCACCCACCGCAUCAACAUACCUCGGAAGGCCUGUGGCUGUACUGACGACUUACCUGGCCUGAAAGACCUCAUGAGACGGUUGGAGAUGCUUGAGGGAGAAGUUUCAGCUUUGAGAGAGCAGUGCAAUGGCGACGGGACCUGCUGCAGUGCACAGGUCACAGGUGAGGUGGGAACUAAGCCCUACUGCAACGGUCGUGGAAACUUCAGUACUGAAACCUGUGGCUGCGCAUGUGAGACUGGCUGGAAGGGACCCAACUGCACCGAACCCGAGUGUCCCAAUAACUGUCAGGACCAGGGCCGCUGCGUUGACGGGAAGUGCGAGUGCUUCAAGGGCUUCACCGGAGAAGACUGCACACUCGCUGUCUGCCCUGUGGACUGCGGAGCCCACGGACAGUGUGUGGGUGGUGUUUGCAUUUGUUCGGACGGUUUCUUCGGAGAAGACUGCUCUGAAACCAAGUGCCUCAACAACUGCAGAGGCCGCGGCCGCUGUUACGACGGAUACUGUUUGUGUGAUGAACCCUGGACCGGCUUCGACUGCUCUGAACUCAUCUGCCCCAAAGACUGCUUCGACCGUGGACGCUGUGUGAAUGGCACCUGCUACUGCGACGAGGGAUACACCGGGAAGGACUGUGGGGAACGCACCUGUCCAAACAACUGCCAUGGCAACGGUUUCUGUGUAGAUGGCCAGUGUGUCUGCAUUGCCGGCUUCAGCGGAGAAGACUGCUCUCACCUCACCUGCCUCAACGACUGUAACGGCAGAGGCACGUGCUUCAACGGGAUGUGUAUCUGCGACACGGGCUACCAAGGUGAAGACUGCAGCCAGUUAGCGUGUCUCAACAACUGUAACAACAGAGGCCAAUGCAUAAACGGACAGUGUGCCUGCGAUGUUGGUUUCCAGGGAGACGACUGCGCAGAACUUUCCUGUCCAAGCAACUGCCUGCACAGGGGACGCUGUGUUAACGGACAGUGUGUGUGCGAAGAAGGCUUCGCUGGCGAGGACUGCAGCAUCAGGACCUGCCCCUCAAACUGCUACGGUCGCGGCGAGUGUAUUGAGGGACAUUGUGUGUGUCACGCUGGGUUCACCGGCGAGGACUGCGGUGAACUAAGCUGCCCCAACAACUGCCAGAACCGCGGCCGGUGCAUCGACGGCCAGUGUGUUUGUGACGAAGGCUUCUCCGGGGAAGACUGCAGUCAGAAAGCUUGUCCCAAUGACUGCCUGGCCCGCGGUUACUGUGUCAAUGGCAAGUGCAUCUGUCAGGAAGGCUACUCAGGAGAUGAUUGCUCUGUGCUUGCCUGUCCGGGUAACUGCAACAACAGGGGGCGCUGCAUCAAUGGAAAGUGCGCAUGCGAGAAUGGAUAUGAGGGAGAAAGCUGCACAGAGCUGAGCUGUCUGAACAACUGCCAGGACAAAGGCCGCUGCGUGAAUGGUCAGUGUGUCUGUGAUGAGGGAUACAUUGGGGAGGACUGCUCAGAAGGUAAGAAGCUCCGUUCAGUUCAGUGCAGAAACACAAAAAAAGCACUUGGCAGUUCACAAAUCCUGAAACUUUCCAUUUGUUAACUAGAUGCACUGUGAAAGUAAGUCCAGAAUGAUGUAAUAUCCCUCUGUUCUCAAACUUCACUCACCACUUCUCCUGAGAGAAACUAUUUUAGUGAAUAUAAAAGAGGUUUUCGGUUUGCGUAUUGCUGUUGUCUGCACUUUGUUCGCUCUUUUCUGGCAGUUCUUCACACCACAACCAGAUGUAGCUCUGGACUUUGCAUUAGCUCUUUGUGGUGGAUAAUGGGUGAUUGUUUUCCAGUGUCUCCUCCAAAGGACCUGACUGUUGGCGAGAUCACCAGUGAGACAGUGGACCUGUCCUGGGACAACGAGAUGCUGGUAACAGAGUACCUUGUGACGUAUGUGCCUACCAGUCCUGGUGGUCUUCUCCAGGAGUUCAUUGUGUCAGGAGACAAAUCUGCUGCCACUGUCAGAGAGCUUGAACCUGGUAUCGAGUACCUGAUCAAUGUGUACGCUGUCCUGAGCAACAAGAGGAGUGUCCCCGUCAGCGCGAGGGUCGCCACAGAUCUUCCACAGCCAGAGGGUUUAAUAUUCAAAUCGGUGAGAGAGACCUCAGUGGAGGUGAUGUGGGACCAGCUGAGCAUCCCCUUUGAUGGCUGGGAAAUCUAUUUCCGUAACACGAAAGAAGAAAAUGGAAAAGUCAUGAGCACCCUUCCAUCAUCUCAAAACCGGUUCCUCCAGUCAGGCCUCGGACCAGGACAGGAGUACGAAGUCUCCAUCAACAUCGUCAAAAACAACACCAGAGGACCCCAGACAUCCAAAAAAGUCACUACUAAGAUUGAUGGCCCCCAGCAGGUGGAGGUGAAGGAUGUGACGGACUCCUCGGCUCUGGUCAGCUGGUCUCAGCCGGUGGCUCCCAUGGACAAAGUCACCAUGUUUUACGGUCCCAGCUCCGACCCCUCAGAUGAAACCAGAGUGGAGAUCCCCCCCCCAGACAAGCAGUACAGCAUUGAUGGUCUGAGGCCCGACACCGAGUACAAGGUGUCGCUCAUCUCCAGGAGGGGAGACAUCACCAGUGACCUUGUCACCACCACAUUCGUUACAGCCCUGGAUGCUCCGACGGACCUGCAGGCUGUGUCCCAGACAGACGACAGCAUCACUUUGGAGUGGACGAACAGUCAAGCUGACGUUGGUAGCUAUCGGGUGAAAUACAGUCCCAUCUCUGGAGCGAUUCAUGGCGAGGAACUGUUCCCACGAGGACCAGGAGACACCACAAAGGCUACUAUCACUGGGCUAAUGCCGGGGACAGAGUACGGGAUUGGUGUGACUGCCGUGAAGAAUGAGAGAGAGAGCCUUCCUGCCACUACAAAUGCAGCAACUGAUCUCGACCCUCCCAGAGAUUUCGAAGAAGUCGAGUCCACAGAGACCUCCCUCACCUUGAGGUGGCAGAAACCUCGAGCUAAGGUCGGCGCCUACAAGCUGAUGCACAGCUCCAAAGAUGGUCAGGUCGAGGAGGAGGAGAUCCCGGCCGCAGCCACCAGCUAUGUCUUGUCCAACCUGAGUCCUGGAAUGAGCUACACCAUCGUGUUGACUGCAGAGAGAGGUCACAAGAGGAGCACACCCGUCACCCUAUCUGCAUCCACAGAGGAGCUGAAGCCCAUGGUGAUGAACCUCACCAUCUCUGACAUUACAUGGGACGGCUUCACUGCGUCCUGGAGCCCCACGGGUGGGGAAUUUGACAGCUUUGUCAUUGAGGUAACAAACUUGGAGAAUUUUGCAGAGAGCCAGAACCUCACUCUGUCGGGAGGCGCUCUCAGCCUGGGCAUCUCCGGGCUGAAUCCCAACACCAGCUACAUGGUUGGCCUGUUUGGGAUGUAUCAGGGCUCCUUCCUUGAACCCGUGUACACUGAAGCCACCACAGAGGCUGAGCCGGAGGUGGAGCAUCUCUUUGUCUCCGACAUCGCGGCCGACAGUUUCCGCCUGUCGUGGACUUCUGAUGAAGACAUAUUUGACAGAUUUGUGAUUAAAAUAAGAGACAGCAAAAGAUUAGCCCACCCCCAAGAGUACAGCGUCCGUGGCGACGAACGCACCAAAGUUUUAACUGGACUCAUGAGUGGCACUGAGUAUGAAAUCGAGCUCUAUGGUGUCACAUUGGACCAACGCUCCCAACCGAUAACUGGGGUUGCUCAGACAGGCCUGAGCACUCCAAGGGGACUUCACUUCUCUGAAGUGACUGACUCCUCAGCUGUAGUUCACUGGUCCAUGCCUCACACUCCAGUGGACAGCUAUCGAAUCACCUAUGUGCCCUUCGAAGGCGGAAGUCCGAUGACGUUGACUGUGGACGGCAGCGUGUUCGAGGCUUUGCUGCCCAACAUGAUCCCCGGCAAAAUGUACCAAGUGACUGUGAGUUCUGUGAAGGGCCUGGAGGAGAGUGACCCCAGCACUGAUACUGUAACCACAGCUUUGGACAGGCCUCGGGGUCUGACCGCAGUCAAUGUCACCGACGUCUCAGCCCUGUUGCUGUGGCAACCGUCUGCGGCCACGGUCGAUGGCUACGUCAUUACUUACAGUGCUGAUUCAGUGUCCCCCAUGGUGGAGCAUGUUUCUGGGAACACAGUGGAGUUUGAGAUGGGCUCCCUGGUUCCAGGAACACACUACACAGUUGGAGUACAUGCUAUGAAAGAAGCUCAGAGGAGCGACUCUGCUGUGACUGAGUUCACCACAGACGUGGACCCUCCUCGUGAUCUGACUGCUAUUAACAUCCAAACUGACAGUGCGACUCUCACCUGGAAACCUCCGCAGGCUGCUGUCACUGGUUACACACUCAGCUUCUCCUCUGCUGAUGGUAUAAUCAGGGAAGUGGUGCUAAGCCCCACAGCGUCCUCUUAUAGCAUGGCUCAGCUAACUGGCUCUACUGAGUACAGUGUCAGACUGCAGGCCAUCGCUGGAGCCCAGAGGAGUCGUCACGUCAACGCCGUCUUCACCACCAUUGGACAGUUGUACAGACACCCUAAGGACUGUGCUCAGAUUUUACUGAAUGGAGAGACGACCUCUGGUCUGUACACCAUCUACGUGGGAGGAGAGGAGAGCCAGCCCAUCCAGGUUUACUGUGACAUGACCACAGAUGGCGGAGGAUGGAUGGUUUUCCUCAGACGCCAGAAUGGAAAGCUGGAAUUCUACAGGAACUGGAAGAACUACACUGCUGGCUUUGGAAACAUGAAUAAUGAGUUCUGGCUGGGUCUCUCCAACCUCCAUAAAAUCACAAAUUCUGGCCAUUAUGAGCUGCGGGUGGACUUGAGGGACAACGGGGAAUCGGCCUACGCUCAGUACGACAAGCUGACAAUUGCAGAGCCGAGAACACGCUACAAAAUCUACAUAGGAGCGUAUAGUGGAACAGCAGGUGACUCCAUGACGUACCACCAGGGCCGACCCUUCUCCACCUACGACAAUGAUAAUGAUAUCGCAGUCACCAACUGCGCCUUGUCCUACAAAGGCGCUUUCUGGUAUAAAAACUGUCACCGUGUCAACCUGAUGGGGAAGUACGGGGACAACAGUCACAGUAAGGGGAUCAACUGGUUCCACUGGAAGGGCCACGAACACUCAAUUGAAUUUGCAGAGAUGAAGAUUAGGCCAGCCAACUUCAGAAACUUUGAGAGCAGGAAAAAGCGAUCAUAGACUCGCGAACCCGCCCUCGCCUACACCUCAUCUCCGCCCUCCCACAGCCUCGUCAGCAGUCAUGAACUUCCUCAGACCUUUCUCUAAAAUACACACAAACGAAGACAAUCUGCCUGUAAGAAAUGAGCCUGGUAACGUUACACCAAAGGAUCAAUUAGCCGUUUAUUUUGUGUGUGUAGAAAUCCCGAUUUGACACUGUUGUAUGUGUGAUUAUAUUUCUGCGUUCCAGAAGAAAGAAAGUAGAGAUGAGUUGGAUGAGCGCACGUGGACAUACAGUACAAGUGUUAUUGGGACCAAACAUCUGUAAUGAUAUGAUGAUUAACUGUAAAAUUGUGUAAAUGGAUCCACUGAAUCAGUAACAUGUCAAAGGCACAUAGCCAGAAGGCGUCAGACCUCUCACAUCCCUGAAAGUGAUGGAAAGUUUGAAUUAGUCCAAUUCCUCCAUCUUAAACUGAGUUAUUGACAAGGAUAAAUUGUAUAAAAUGACACAUCCUAACAUAGAAUGAAGUCUGUGAAAUGUCACGUAUGUUUUUACUGUACAACCAAAAGACGGCUCGCGUUUGGAAGCCGAUAACACCAUUGAAUUCAUAUUUAAAUGUUGCUUUACUUCUUUUGAUAGAAAAAAAAAUCUGAUGCUC
Molecule: messenger RNA, 6125 nt
Organism: Chelmon rostratus (copperband butterflyfish)
Lineage: Eukaryota; Metazoa; Chordata; Actinopteri; Chaetodontiformes; Chaetodontidae
Product: tenascin-like
Exons: 22
Molecular function (GO): protein binding
Source: RefSeq, a predicted model, not a curated record